AUGGCCAAAAAGGCUGAUAAACAAAAGCCUUUGUUAAUGAAGGAUCGGGACAUGUUUUACACAUUUCUGGUAAAGUAUGGGGCUCGACCCUCUGUACCCGGAGAAGAUUGGGCUCGAGAUAAUGGGGCAAACUUGCAGAAUGUAGUGGACCGAGUGACCUCUUUACAGACUGAAGCUAAAGUUAGAUCAGGUAAGGGCAAAUCUAUAGUCUGUGCCAUUUUAGGAGCUAGCCUGGUUGCAGCAAUCGAAGAUCGCCUUAGAAAACACAGCAAUGAAACCAGAAUUAUAGAAUCCCUUGAAAAUUUGGUGAAAGUUCUGCAAAAAACAAAUUAUGACUUAGAACAACAAUUAGAGAAAGAAAGGGAAGAAAACCGCUUGUUAAAAACCACUCUGAAGGCAGAAUGCUCUAAAGACACUGAAGCCCUGAGUGUAAUAGAGCUGGAAGCAGAGGGAAAGGGUAUUCAACAAAUAAACCCAAUAUACCCUCAGAAGUUGUUGAAGGAGGUGAGAAAAUGUUUUGUGGAAAACCCUCAAGUGAGACCCUUAAUUAAAACAGGUUUUAUAGCAUAUACUAUCACUGAGCUAGCCAAACUGAAAAGAGAGUAUGGACGCCUUCCUAAAGAAUCCGAAACAGAGUACGUGUGGCGCGUAUCCCUAACUGGAGGGGACCAAAUUCAAUUAAGUGAAAAGGAAGCUGGUGGCUAUUGGGGUCAUGGAGUUUUCUUGACAACAGGAAAUAAACAUGCCCCAUGGUCCCUAACCCAGCGAGCUGCUUAUUGGGCUGGAGGACUGAACCCUUUGGACAGAGGGGAUCCCCUGGAAAUCACCAGCCCAGCUGAUCAGUUGCUAGAAAGUGUACACAAAGCAGCCUGCUUACAAUUGAUACAUGAAAGAAAAUUAAUUCCCGGAUGUGAAUCCCCAAUGAUGCUGCCAGUGAAUCCCGAAAUCAUGACCCACUUGAUAAGGGGACUUCCAGAGUCACUCAGACCUAUGGGGGUUAGCCUUCGAAGGACUAUCGCAUUGAUGUGCCCUGUAGAAAGGCUGGAAAGUUUUAUUAGAAGCCAGAGAAAUGAAACACCAGAUUCAGUUUCUUCCCACCAAAUGACCUCAGCAUCAAGUAAUAAAAGGAUAUGGACCUGGGGGCAAGUAGCACAAGAAUUGAUAGAUUAUAGUAGAAAAUAUGGUCCUGUAAAAAUCCCAGAGGAAAAGUCGAGGGGAAUCCGCCAAAUAGAAGCUGAGGAUUUGCCCCUCCCCACUGGUAAAACUGUAGCUGCCGCUGAUGUCCUGAGAAAGGAGCAUCCACACCAUAAAACAGGAAAGGGAGGACAGUUCAUGACUCGACAACAGUGGUGGCUUUUGGGAAUUAAAAAGGGAGUCCCCAGGGAUAUAAUGGAUGGCUUACCCUUUGAUAAAUUGAGUAAGCCUGUACCCACUGGAAUGAAUCUCACCUUGGUAAAACAACUGUUACAGCAUCAAGACUUGAUCAAGAUUCUGGAAAAGGUUAGAGAAAAUGAACAGAAAACCCUGAUAACUGUCCAUCACAAUGUGGAAGAAAUACACCGUGUCUUGAGAAGAGAGAUCUCCCUCACCAAGGAUCACGACGAUCAGAAGGACCGGCGGGACGCUGCCUGGACCUGGGACCACAGGGACGCCUUGGACCCGUGGUGGUAG
Falco peregrinus (peregrine falcon) is the source of this 1671-nucleotide messenger RNA. RefSeq lists its product as uncharacterized. The transcript is spliced from 3 exons. NCBI's taxonomy places the organism in Eukaryota, Metazoa, Chordata, Aves, Falconiformes, Falconidae. The record is from RefSeq and is a predicted model, not a curated record. The coding region runs from base 1 to 1671 and encodes 556 amino acids.